GAGGUGGCUUGAUUAGCGCUGCUUGCCUGGAGGUGCUUGGGACCCUGRACCCGGGAUCCUGGCCGUAAGCCUCAGGAAGUCCGGAAAACCGCAGAUCUUAGGUUGGCUGGGGAGGGAKCAAGGACCGGGCCAGGGACGCGCAGAAUCCCAGGACCUUGCUUGGAGUGGACGCUGACAGUGCCAUCAAAAAGUCAUGCACGCAAGUGACAAGAAAAGCUGGAGAGAAGCCCAAAUGGAUUAACUGAAGCCCUAGGGAGAGACUAAAAGGUGCACUGGCUGCAUUCUGAGUCCCAGGACUGUGGGAAGUAGCCACUGGAUUACAGGCAUGUUGUGGAAGUUGCUGGUGAGAUCACAGCCUUGCAGGCUGUGUUUUUUCAGAAAGAUGCAAUCAACUCCAAAAUACAAACCCUUUCUAGCAUACUUUACAACAGACAGGCAGUCAAACAAAGAAAAUAAAAGAACAGUGGAAACGCUCUAUAAAUUUUCAGUUGACAUUAGGAAAAUUCGAAGUUUAAAAGGAUGGGUACUUCUGGAGGAUGAAACCUAUGUUGAAGAAGUUGCAAAUAUUUUACAAGAACUAGGUGCUGAUGAGGCUGUAAUAGCCAGUAUUUUGGAACGCUGCCCAGAAGCAAUUGUCUGUAGUCCAGCUGCUAUUGACACCCAGAGAAAACUCUGGCAGUUGGUCUGCAAAAACGAGGAAGAGUUAGUCAAGUUAAUAGAGCAGUUUCCAGAAUCUUUCUUUAUUGUUAAGAACCAGGAGAACCUAAAGCUCAAUGUUCAGUUCUUUCAAGAGCUGGGAUUCAAGAAUGUAGUCAUUAGUAGAUUUCUGACAACUGCAUCCAAUAUUUUUCAUAAUCCUGUUGAGAAGAAUAAGGAAAUGAUAAAGCUCCUCCAAGAGAGUUACCUAAAUGUAGGUGGCUCUGAGGCCAACAUGAAAGUCUGGCUACUAAAAUUAUUAAGCCAAAAUCCAUUUAUUUUGUUAAGGUCUCCUACAACUAUAAAGGAAACACUAGAAUUUCUCCAGAAGCAAGGCUUUACAAACUUUGAAAUUCUUCAACUUCUGUCCAAACUCAAAGGAUUUCUUUUUCAACUUUGUCCAAGAGGUAUCCAGAACAGUAUUUCCUUCUCUAAAAAUGCUUUUGAAUGCACAGAUCAUGACCUGAAGCAAUUAGUUUUGAAAUGUCCUGCUCUUUUAUAUUAUUCUGUUCCAGUUUUAGAAGAGAGAAUUCAGGGAUUAUUAAAAGAAGGAAUUUCCAUAGCUCAAAUAAGAGAGACACCAAUGGUUCUCGAAUUAACGCCACAGAUAGUUCAGUACAGAAUAAGGAAACUAAAUUCUUUAGGCUACAGAAUAAAGGACGGACACCUAGCAAAUCUAAAUGGAACAAAAAAAGAGUUUGAAGCUAACUUUGGCAAAAUUCAAGCCAAAAAAGAGAGGCCAUUAUUUAACCCUGUGGCACCAUUAAAUGUUGAAGAAUGACUUACUGAUGUUACUUCUUCUUAACAAUAAAGAUGAAACAGAUUCUCAGAUACUUAAGCAAUUCAGGCAGUUAAUAGGCACCAGUAAUUUUAAGGACCUAGUUUCUGAGGUGUUAUCUCUGAAUAGAUGAUCUGUGACUCAUUUGCAUAUUUUAAAAUACAGACUGGUUGUGGUGCACAUCCCUAUAAUCCCAGAGAUUCAGGUAGCUAAAGCAGGAGGGCCCCAAAUUUAAGGUCAGCAACAUAGGUCCUAAGCAACUCAAUGGGACCCUGUCUCAAAAAAUAAAGAUGGCUGGGGAUGUAGCCUAGUUGUAAAAGCCCUCUGGGCUCAAUCCCUAGUACAAAAAAAACCCCAAAAUACAAACUGCACUUUUUACAAAGUUGGUAAUUCAUUUUCCUUGAACUAUUAUUCCAAAAACUCUUGUACUAUUCAAUGGCACAUCAGUGUGAUAAUUUAUAAGUGAAUCAUUUCUAAAAAAUUGACAAGUACACUCCCUUAAUUCAAAAUAUGGGAACAUUUACUCAUGUUUUAUUGAAGAUGUAGAUAGUCUUCCUUAUUACCAGCCCUGAAACAUCACUUUGCUUUUACGUGAAUUGUAGCUUAGUGUUAGUGAAGCAUUAGCAAGCUUCUGACAUUUUUUUUUUUUUUUUGAGAACUUGUGUUUGGAAUAAAUACUUUUAAGAACCAAGUAUUACUAAUCCAAUAGUACAGAAGCCUACCUUUGUGGCCUUUUUGAAACCAAUCAACCAUUAUCUCUCAUGAAGCACUUAUGUGCAUUCAGUAUUUUCCUCAUUUUACAGAGGAGGAAACAAACUUAGAGAUGUUACUCAGCUGCCAAGUAGGAGAGCCCAGAUUUAUUCAGAUCUGGCUUCUGUUCAAACCUUAUGAAUAGAAAGGAUCUCAUUCUAAGUGUGAAGGGGAACACUUGCAUAGUUUUGUCCUGGCAUUAAUCAGUAAUAUGUUCUCUUUCUUGCACACUCUCUGGUGCUCACUCGAAAAUAUCUCAGUUUAGAUACACUAAUCGGUUGGUUUAGAUACAUCUAACCCGGUGAUGUCAAUUUUGAGAUGCCUAUUAAACAUUCUAGCAGAGAUGUCAAAUGUGCAAAUGACUAAGUCUGGAGUUGUCAAAACUGGGGAUAACAUUUGAGGAUCAUUUGCAUACUGUGGUAUUUAAAGCCAUGGGUCUAGAUGAGAUUGUCUUGAAUGUAGAUUUGGAAUAAGACAGCUGUGAGCAYGGGAAAAGUUGAU
Messenger RNA from Urocitellus parryii (Arctic ground squirrel), 2725 nucleotides. RefSeq names its product mitochondrial transcription termination factor 2 (gene Mterf2). Lineage: Eukaryota; Metazoa; Chordata; Mammalia; Rodentia; Sciuridae. Gene Ontology annotation, molecular function: double-stranded DNA binding. Gene Ontology annotation, biological process: regulation of DNA-templated transcription; termination of mitochondrial transcription. Gene Ontology annotation, cellular component: mitochondrial matrix. The record is from RefSeq and is a predicted model, not a curated record.